UGAAGCAUACGAGGAGGCAGCAGUUUAGACGGUGGAGGCUGCACGAGUUUGUGACUCUCUUCUUUUGGGUGUUUCACGCCACUUCACUCUAAAACUCAUGUGAAUCUGAACGGCACACCCACUAGGCAAAGACUUCAACUUUUAGUGUUCUAAAUAACACACAAGCUGUUUGAUAAAUUAACCGACUAGGUUUUGUGGUUAAAACCCAAGUGGGUAGUAGGAAUGUCUUGCGCCACCUUCAAUGUUGGAGCUUCUUUGAAUCUUCAUGGAUGCACUAAGCAUGGAGUUUCUAAUACAUUUGGCUUCAGACACCACUCUAAUUGUAUUUUACCCAAGUUUUCUUCUCUCUCUUUUGAGACCUUCAAUUUGAGCUUUACUGAUCCUAGUUUUGGUUGGGAUACGCGCUCGCGCUCAUUCCAGAGUGUUUUCAAAUGUGCUGUUCAGAAUUCAAAUCCAUCAGCUUCUGUUGGCUUUGAGACAAAGAACGAUUCUCAAAGGGUAGUUGUUCUGGUUAUUGGUGGAGGGGGACGUGAACACGCACUUUGCUAUGCCUUGCAACGAUCACCAUCCUGUGAUGCUGUAUUUUGUGCCCCAGGCAAUGCAGGAAUUUCCAGCUCAGGAAAUGCUACUUGUAUUUCAGACCUUGAUGUUUAUGAUGGAGCAGCAGUAGUCUCAUUUUGUCGUAAAUGGGGGGUGGGACUAGUUGUUGUUGGACCCGAGGCUCCACUUGUUUCAGGUCUUGCAAAUUAUUUAAUUAAGGCAGGAAUCCCAACUUUUGGCCCAUCCGCAGAGGCUGCUGCUUUGGAAGGUUCUAAGAAUUUCAUGAAGCAUUUAUGUGACAAGUAUGAUAUUCCAACUGCCAAGUACAAAACGUUUACAGACCCAUCUGCUGCAAAGCAAUAUAUUCAAGAACAAGGAGCACCGAUUGUUAUCAAAGCAGAUGGAUUGGCUGCUGGAAAAGGAGUUACUGUUGCCAUGACACUGGAAGAGGCAUAUGAAGCUGUUGAUUCAAUGCUGGUGAAGGGUGAUUUCGGUUCAGCAGGUUGUCGUGUCAUUGUUGAGGAAUUUCUAGAGGGAGAAGAAGUGUCAUUUUUUGCAUUGGUUGAUGGAGAAAAUGCAAUUCCACUAGAAUCUGCUCAGGACCAUAAACGAGUUGGUGAUGGUGACACGGGGCCAAAUACUGGCGGCAUGGGUGCUUACUCUCCUGCUCCUAUAUUAACUAAGGAACUUCAGUCUAUAGUUAUGGAUUCUAUUAUCAUCCCAACAGUAAAAGGAAUGUCAGCAGAAGGUUGCAAGUUUGUUGGGGUUUUGUAUGCUGGGCUCAUGAUUGAGAAGAAGUCUGGCAUGCCUAAGUUAAUUGAGUAUAAUGUGCGAUUUGGUGAUCCAGAGUGCCAGGUCUUGAUGGUUCGGUUGGAGUCUGAUUUAGUACAAGUUUUGCUGGCAGCUUGCAGAGGUGAGUUGAAUGGGAUAUCACUGAACUGGUCUCCAGGGUCUGCCAUGGUUGUGGUAAUGGCCAGUAAGGGAUAUCCUGGAUCAUACGAGAAGGGAACUUUGAUUGAAAACCUUGAAGAAGCUGAGGUUGUUGCUCCAGGUAUCAAGAUAUUCCACGCUGGAACUGCUUUUGACUCUGAAGGAAGAUUUAUUGCAACUGGGGGGCGUGUUCUUGGGGUUACUGCCAAGGGCAAUGAUCUUGAAGAGGCACGUGAUCGAGCUUAUCAAGCUGUUGACAAUAUUAACUGGCCAGGAGGCUUCUAUCGUCGUGAUAUUGGUUGGAGAGCCCUUCCUCAAAAACAAUAUGCUACAAAGGGAUAAACGACUGUGACAACGUCCUUAUAGACAUUGGUCAAUAGUCAAUAGUGGUAAAUCAGUUUACAAACAUAAGAACAUCUCCAAGAUAAGAGGGGUUUUCCAUAGUUGAUGAAUCUUGUAAAUUUUUUUUUGGUGUAACAGGAUUGGAUAAUGUGGUUACAUCGUGAGCCAUGAUGGGGAACCACACAAGAACUAACUGUUCCCCCUCUCCCUCCCCUAAGAGUAUAAUAUUUCCUCGUAUUAUAAGAUAAAAAGUUAUUU
Molecule: messenger RNA, 2070 nt
Organism: Gastrolobium bilobum
Lineage: Eukaryota; Viridiplantae; Streptophyta; Magnoliopsida; Fabales; Fabaceae
Product: phosphoribosylamine--glycine ligase
Exons: 4
Coding region: 223-1812 (529 amino acids)
Biological process (GO): purine nucleobase biosynthetic process
Molecular function (GO): metal ion binding; ATP binding; phosphoribosylamine-glycine ligase activity
Source: RefSeq, a predicted model, not a curated record